AUGGUCAACGUGGCGGCCGUGUAUGUAAGCGUCAAGUUAUGGCGUUUUGUGAAAAACACGUAAAUAAUUUUAAUUUGUAAUUAAAUGUCAGUGUAACUUUUAUAAAUUAGAAUUAAUAUGAGCAGAUAUUACGAUUACGGUAAUGCGAUAUCAUGUUGACAUGAGAUGGUCGUUCGUCAACAAUGGUUAAAACACGAUCUUCAGCGAGGGUAGGAAGCGCGGCCACCAGUGCGCCCGCCGAAAAUGGAACUUCUUCCGAACUUAGAUCGCGGCUCAAAACCACUGAGAACGGUCACCGCUCCCAAAGGCCCUACAAUCAAACUAGGAACAAUCAGGCGCUACCUUCGGGGAGCGUGGGUCCGGGCAGCGGGUCACAGGGGAAGGACCCCCUGGCGCCCGCGCUGCCUGGUCGCUCCCUCUACCAGCACCCCACAGUUAGCGGGUACAACACACAAGACUCACGCGGACAAGCCAUGCCUGUCACGGCACGGCAGAACCCCAUAUACCCCAGCAGCAUGUACCACGGGUACGGGGCUAGCGCGGCGGGUACACUCGCGCCCAUGCCGUCACCGUCACCCACCGCGCCACUAGCGCCGUUCCCGGUACAUCCAGACGUUAAGUUUAAAAAACUUCCCUUCUACGACGUGCUAGCGGAACUGAUGAAGCCGUCGACAAUGAUGCCCAUGCAGGCAGGUCGCAUGCAGGAAGGCACCUACGUGUUCCACCUCACACCCCAACAAGCCACAGAGAUAGCUUCAGGGAAAGAUCUGGUUGGAACUAGCAAUAAACUUGAUUAUGUCAUACAGGCACAACUACGGUUUUGUCUUCUAGAAACUUCUUGCGAACAAGAGGACCAUUUCCCGCCUAGUGUUAAUGUUAAAGUUAACAACAAAAUGUGUCCACUACCUAAUCCAAUACCUACAAAUAAGCCUACGCCAGAACCGAAGCGGCCGCCGCGACCUGUGAACAUAUCUUCCCUAGUAAAACUAUCGCCGACUGUCGCGAACACUAUACAAGUCACGUGGCAUGCGGACUUUACGCGCGCUUACGUGCUUAGCGUGUUCAUGGUGCGCAAACUGACCUCCGCUGAGCUGCUGCAGCGGCUCAAGAAUAAAGGCACCAAGAAUCCUGACUACACGAGGUCACUUAUAAAAGAGAAGUUGUCGGAGGACUACGACAGUGAGAUCGCGACGACUUCGCUGCGAGUGUCGCUGAUGUGUCCGCUGGGCAAGAUGCGCAUGGCGUGUCCGUGCCGGCCCGCCAACUGCCCGCACCUGCAGUGCUUCGACGCCUCGCUGUUCCUGCAGAUGAACGAAAGGAAACCCACCUGGCUUUGUCCAGUGUGUGAUCGUCCUGCGCCUUAUGACUCCCUGGUAGUGGACGGGUACUUCCAAGAGGUGCUGACGUCCCCGCGCCUGUCGAGCGAGUGCAACGAGAUCCAGCUGCACGCGGACGGCAGCUGGUCGGCGCACGCGCCGCCCGCGCGCGCCCCGCAGCUGCAGCAGCCCGCCGCCGAGCCCGUCACGCUCAUCUCCGACGACCUCGAAGUGAUUCCUGUAGACAGCGGUGUAGGCGCUGGUAAACGUGCCGCCGUAGGCGAGGCUCGUGCGCCACGCUCUGCAGACGUGAUGGUGGAUCUUACAUCGGACUCUGAUGACGAACUGCCUCUCAAACGGAAGAUACCACCACCGAAAGCUACACCACCAGCUUCUGAAGCAAAUAUAAAAAGUGACGAAAACUAUUCGUCAAGUGCAGCAGAAGCAGUGUCUUCGAGUGGGUACCGGUCACCCGGCGUUGCGGGUGGCGCAUGCGGAGUGAUCUCACUAGACAGUCCGUCCCCGCCGGCGCCGGGCUCCCCGCCGUCGUCACCGCGCGAGCCCGAGGCGCUACCGGAGCGCCCGCACCUGUCUAUCACGCCGGUGGCUCCACCUACUAGCAACUCCUCGCAACACCAUAUAGUUCCACACGACGUCAUGACGGAUGGACCGCACCUCUCUAUCACUCCCGUCACUUCUGCGGCACCUACACAUCAUAUUGGUUCGAGCACGAACGCAGACCGUGACGACGCGGAGGCGACGCCGGCGCACUGGGCACCUUACGCUGACUCUGAAAGAGAUGAUAAUUAUAGGAAAUACUGACUGCGGGAGAAGAGUGGUCGCCCUACCUACACUAGCGGCCAUUCUUCAGAGGAAGAUCAAGACGCGUCGUACACCGAGGUGCCGCUACUGGCGCCGCAGUAGUGUGGCCCCCACCGCUUGCCAAAGUAGAUCUUCCAGUGUGGCGCGUGCAGCCCGCUAUACUCUCCCGGCGUCUAGUGCUCCGACACUCGCGUCUUACUGCGGGACUCGCAUUCCACAUGACUUUCUGCUCAAACUCUUCAUCAUCAUGGACCUCCAGUUCACGUGGACGUUGAACUAUUUAAAUACACAAUUAAUAUUUUGUCUAAUGUGCAUUUUGUUCACCAAAUAUGUGUAAAUCUGUGAAAUCCUCGAGUAUUGCAGAAUAAGCUAGCGAGAUCAAAUAUUUUAUUUGUAACUAAUUCACCUAGAUUCUCUUUAGCGUAGUUGUAAGUCCGACGUCAUUAGUAUCGAAAUUAUUUCAUUGCUCCGUAAAAUAUGGUGUAUUAUAAAAUCAUUUCACAAAAUAGUUUUAAUGUAUGGUUCUCAACGAAUUGUACGAGUGUGUAUACAAUGUGAGGCUGCGUGAAUGAGAUCAGUUGUAAAAUAAUAAAAAAAAAUAAUAGAAGGCCUUAGGAUUCAAAUAUUUGAAUGCGCAAGUAUGUAUUUCGUAAUUUUGUACUAAGUCGUGAAACGACGAGCUAACUUAAUUAAAAUAACGUAACAUUCUUUACUUAGCCCACUGAUACAAAGCUUAUAUUUAUUCCCAAUAUUAAAAUCAUAUUUUGUGAAUCUACACUAAAUACGAUACAUUUUGUUAAAUAUAAUAUUGUUAUAUUACAAAUGGACUGAGAAUAGGAAAACCCACGAAUCAGUCGAUAUGUUUUGUAAUUAAUACCUAAACAAGUUUGUUUAAAUGUAACUAGAUCCAAAUUUCUAGAGUUCCCAGCUAGCUUUUAACAACAAUGUAUUAUAAAUACUUAUUAACCAAAUGUUUUGUAAACUUCUCUCUUUAGUAGAUAAAGCCUUGAUUAUGUUAUUGACUUUGAAUUCUUUAGAUUUAGUUGGCUGGCGCGAUGUGUUCAUUUAAGGUAAUCGAGAUAAGACAAGUUAUGAUAUAGUCAGUGUUAAAUAUAAAAGUCAUAACAUUCUUUGUGAAUAUUACUCAAUUAUAAUUAAUACUGUCGAUAUGUUAUUAAUAAUUUGCCUUUGGAUCUGACUCGCGCCCGCCAUCAAUACUGCCCUUCAUUUAUAAGUUUUCCUAAACUACACUCGGAGGAUGUUCUAAUUUAUUUAUUAUUAAGGUGUAGUAUUCAAUGUGUAAUUGUAUUAUAUUGAUGUGGAUGUCGACAUUGUUGACUUCAAUGCGAUACAAAUUUAAGAAAAGUAGGAUAAGAUAUUGUCAUUCAAUAAUAAAUGUAAAUAUUGUUCAACUGCAUUUUAAUAGUACAUUAUUGACACCUGCCUCUCCAUACCCUUUC
Molecule: messenger RNA, 3598 nt
Organism: Spodoptera exigua (beet armyworm)
Lineage: Eukaryota; Metazoa; Arthropoda; Insecta; Lepidoptera; Noctuidae
Source: the annotation of a GenBank genome assembly